This is a messenger RNA of Glycine soja, 588 nucleotides long. Its product is annotated as classical arabinogalactan protein 9-like. The transcript has 2 exons. The record is from RefSeq and is a predicted model, not a curated record. NCBI's taxonomy places the organism in Eukaryota, Viridiplantae, Streptophyta, Magnoliopsida, Fabales, Fabaceae. The coding region runs from base 1 to 588 and encodes 195 amino acids.
AUGACAAGUGCUAAACUGAAAAUGGCUGCAAGAUUAAGACCAUUGGUACCUAUGAAACAGUUAAGGCUGGAAAAGGAGAAAGUUGAACCCAACAAGUGGACUGCAAACUGGGUUAGUGAUCCUGAUGCCCCGCCAAAACCACCACCAGUAGCAACAGCUCCACCAAAACCACCGUCAGGAGCAGCAGCACCAGUAAAGCCACCUAAAGAGGUAGCAGCACCACCACCAAAUCCACCACCAGAAGCAAUUCCAGAAAAUCAACCACUACCAGUGGAUGCAACACCAGCAAACCCUCCACCUGUGGAUGCUAUUUUAGCAAACCCUCCACCAAUGGCAGUAUUUGAAAAGCCACUAGUAGAAUUACUACCGGCAAAUCCACUACCAAAACCACCAGGAGCUGCAAAACCACUACCAAGCUGUCUUGAUUGUCCAAAACCAUCAAGAACUGAACCAAGAAUCUGUUGCCCUGAUCCAAUUUGUGUUGGUUGCCCAAACCCACUUGGAGCUUGUGCGGGAACAGCAGCCACAACAUUGAAGCCACCAGAGAAUGCACCAGAAUUUGUUGUCUGGGUUGGUGAAGAUGACUAG